Messenger RNA from Mauremys mutica (yellowpond turtle), 1853 nucleotides. It is a transcript of the gene CBLC, whose product is annotated as Cbl proto-oncogene C. Gene Ontology annotation, biological process: cell surface receptor signaling pathway; negative regulation of epidermal growth factor-activated receptor activity. The record is from RefSeq and is a predicted model, not a curated record. Gene Ontology annotation, molecular function: receptor tyrosine kinase binding; SH3 domain binding; calcium ion binding. The transcript is spliced from 11 exons. Bases 59 to 1699 code for a protein of 546 amino acids. Lineage: Eukaryota; Metazoa; Chordata; Testudines; Geoemydidae. Gene Ontology annotation, cellular component: membrane raft; plasma membrane.
UGCCCAACCCUGGGUGCAGGAAGCACCGUCUCUCCCCUCCGGCCUUUCGCCAGCUGCCAUGGCUGCUGCAGGGGGACCAGGGGCCCGGCGGGGCCCCUUCGCCCUGGGCGCCGCCGCUCGGCGCUCGCUGGACAAGGCCCUACAGGGGCUGGAGAAGUUGCAGCGGCUGGUGGAGCAGCCGGGGCUGGGGCUGAGGAACAGCCCCCCCUGCCUGCUCCAGCUCCUGCCCCAGAUGCGCCAGCACCUGCUGCUGAUCCGGGGCCAGCCUGGGGCCAGCCUGAGCUGCCUCUGGGAGGCCGGCUACUUCCCUGUCUACAUCAACAACCUGCAGCGCAAGGUCAAGCAGGCCACCAAGCUCUUCAAGGGAGACCCGGCCGGAAUUUUCCAGGAGGGGUCGGCCUCCAGGAGGAUGCUGACCAAGCUGUCGCUGAUCUUCAGCCACAUGCUGGGGGAGCUCCGAGCCCUGAUCCCCAACGGGCAGGACGAGGGGCACCAGUACCAGCCCAGCCAGCCGCCCGCCAAGGCCUUCUGGAGAGGGACAUGGGGGGCACGGAGCCUGGUGUCGUGGAGCGAGUUCCAGGCAGGGCUGCAGCGGGUUCACCCCGUGGCGCCCGGCCCCAUGGCCGCGGCCCUGAGAGCCACCAUGGACCUGACCUGCAGCGACCAUGUGUCCAUCUUCGAGUUCGACAUCUUCACUCGCCUCUUCCAGCCCUGGCCCACGCUGCUAAAGAACUGGACCCACCUGGCAGUGACGCACCCGGGCUACGUGGCCUUCCUGACCUACGACGAAGUGAGGGCGCGGCUGCAAACCUACUGCAACAAGCCGGGCAGCUAUGUGUUUCGGCUCAGUUGCACGCGGCUGGGGCAGUGGGCCAUCGGCUACGUGAGCCGGGACGGGAGCAUCCUGCAGACCAUCCCCCAGGACAGACCCCUCUUCCAGGCUCUGAUCGAGGGGCACAAGGAGGGCUUUUACCUGUAUCCAGAUGGGAAGAACGUGAAUCCGGACCUGACGGAGCUGACAGAACCGACGGCUCAGAACCGGAUCGAGGUCUCACCGGACCAAGCCCAGCUCUACUCCCAGAUGGGAUCCACCUUCCAGCUCUGUAAAAUCUGCGCUGAGAACGACAAGGAUGUUCGGCUCCAGCCAUGUGGGCACCUGCUGUGCAGGGACUGCCUGAACGCCUGGCAGCAAGUGCAGACCCCGACCUGCCCCUUCUGCCGCCGGGAGAUCCAGGGGCAUGAGGAGAUUCGCAUCGACCCCGUCGGCGGGCAGGGGGCGGGGGCGGCUCCGGAUGAGGAUGACGACGACCUGGAGGAUGUGGAGUCGGUGCUGCGGGAGCUGGCGGCCCUGAGGAAGGCAGGGCAUCCUGCAUUCCCCCCCUGCCUGGACCCUGAGGUGCCUGGUCCUCCCGUCCCCCCCCGGCUGGAUCUGCUCCAGCCCAGGGACCCGGACCCCACAGCCCAGGUGACCAGAGAACCCAGGAGACCGGGUGACUCCAGCUCAGCUCCCCGCACAGCACAGCCAGGGUCACCCCCCCAGGACUCCCAGCCAGACCCUUGCAGACCCCCCCAGGACCCACCGCCAGCGAGGGGGAGGGGUGACCCUGUACUGACCCUGGGGCCUCGACCCAUGGCCUCCUAUGGACGGCUGAGUCCCAGGCCCCCAGUCAGUACCGCACAGAGACCCCCCGACCGAUGACCCAGAGACCAGCCAGACCCCAGAAAGACGCGACACUUGUGGGAUCCACGGCUGGGGGGAUUGAGCGGCACCGGGGUGGGGGCUGGGGAUUGUUUAACUGGGGGGUGUCUGGACUCCUGCAACUCAAAGAGAAGCAAUAAAACAGGUGAAAGGA